Messenger RNA from Drosophila ananassae, 1805 nucleotides. It is a transcript of the gene wus, whose product is annotated as dnaJ homolog subfamily C member 22. Gene Ontology annotation, cellular component: plasma membrane; early endosome. The record is from RefSeq and is a predicted model, not a curated record. Bases 451 to 1686 code for a protein of 411 amino acids. NCBI's taxonomy places the organism in Eukaryota, Metazoa, Arthropoda, Insecta, Diptera, Drosophilidae. The transcript has 2 exons. Gene Ontology annotation, biological process: endocytosis.
GAGGCAAGCAACAAGUUCGGCUUUAUUCAUUUUUUUUAAUCGCUCGGCUUAACAACACACUUGCUUGCUUGUUUUUUGUUUAGAUUUUUUUUUACCGAUUUCUUUUUUAAGAAAACAUAAAUUUAAAAAAAUAAGAAAGAGAAUGAAGAGUGGGAUUUUUUGAAAUUAAAUAAAAAUUGUACUCAUCGAUUGUAUUCUGUGGAGAUUUUUUGUGUGUUUCCAGUUUUGUUAUUUUUGUGCUUCCGCUGCGUGCGUAGAAUUUGUGAAAAGAGAAAGUUCUGGCAGAAAGGUGCGGCUGCCUCUUUCUACCUGGCCGCCCGCCGUCUCUUUCUCUUUCUCGUAAACGACAGUCGUGGCCAAAAACGGGAACACUCUGCGCCUGCGCAGCCACUAAUUUCACAAGCAAUUGAGGUCACUUGGCAUCGGUGUCUCUGUACCUAAUUCGAGAGAAUGGGCACUAAACAGACCGCCUCCCCCUCCGCCGGGCAGGGAGCCGUGAAGUACCAGAUCCCCUCCCGGGGCAGCUCCCCCUCCAAACUGAAGCAGCAGCCGAGUCCGAAGCCCAGGAACGGAAAGAACACGAACGUGAAUGUCCUGCCGCCCCAGAAGUCCGUGUGGAUCGCCUACCUGUGCUGGCUCUUCGGCGGCGUCUUCGGGCUGCAUCACCUGUACUUGCACCGCGACCGCCACGCCUUCGUCUGGUGGUGCACGCUGGGCGGGUAUGCGGGCGUGGGCUGGCUGGGCGAGAUCUUCCUCAUACCGGAGUACGUGCGGGACGCCAACGAGGAUCCGCGCUUCGUCAAGGAGUUCGUGGCCAAGCUGCAGGCGUAUCCGAAGCCGCCGUAUGCCUCCCGGAGGUUCGUCGGCCAGGUGAUGGUCGGGCAUCUGUUCGGACAGUUGUGCUCGAUCGCCAUUCCCCAGAUCCUGGUCGGUGGCUGGGAUCUCAGCUUCCUGCACUGGGCCAUACCGCUGGGCGUAUCCCUGGGCGUCUGGCUGGUGGGGAACAUCGGGCGGGAGCAGGGCGUCUGGUGGCACUGCCUCCUGGCCGCCUACUUGGCCUACCCGGCCCGGUUCCUCAUCUACGACGAGACCUACUCCCUGCUCCUCACAGCUCUGGUCUCCGCCCUGACCUUCGACGGCUUCUCCAAGCAGUGGCGAAGGACUCCGCCCACUCGGGGCACUGCCGGAUCGAGGACCCUGAAGAUCUCCGCCGCCGUGCUGAUCUACUGCGCCUUCUGGGCCAGCUUCCUGUACUUCAAUGGCACCAUUUCGGACGAGGAUGGCGGCGAGGUGCCCAUCCACGAGGCCCUCCACAACUUCCUGGCCUCCGCCUGGUGGACCGACCUCAAGCAGGCCCUCCACGACACCUACCUCUACGGCCAGCACCACGGCUGGUACGAGACCUGGAAGGAGGUAUUCGAGAGCAUGGACGUGGACGGCGAGCGGAACUCGUACAAGGUGCUGGGCGUGAGUGCGACGGCCUCCCAGGCGGAGAUCACCGCCGCCUACAGGCGCCUCUCCAAGGAGUACCAUCCCGACAAGGUCAAGGACGAGGCGCUCCGGGCGCAGGCCCACCAGCGCUUCAUCGAGAUCCAGCAGGCCUACAGCGUCCUCAGCAAGAUCAAGUCCAGUCGCCGGCGCAAGAACAAACAGUACCAGGACGACAGCGACGCCAUUGUCCUCUGAGCAGGACCUGGACGGAGAAGGACUCUCCGCUAGUCUAAGUUAUUUUUACAAUUGUUUAAAAGUUAGUCUAAAAAAUAUUGUCUGAAAUCUCUUUGUUUUUUUUAAACUUAAUCUUAAAU